AGUACCCUUUGAUAAAUUGUCUACGAUUAGAUUAUCGAUAUUAURAAGGAAUUCUCAGAAAUCAAAAACGUAAGAGUAAACAAUUGUAACAUCGAAGGAUUACUUUAUUGUUUGUUUACUAACUUCAACAAAUCGAGCAAUAGAGGAUAAUUUAUGUACAUUUAUUAAAGGUAAUAAUAAAUAUGUCAAAGCAAGAAAAAGUAAGAACAGGAACAACGGAUGGUUGGUUUGAGGGAUGGUUCAGCCGUCAAAAGAUAAAAAACACCAGCAAUAAUUCAACUAUGCCCAUAAAAUCAAAUAUGUUUGAUAACAAUGAAAGUAUUGACCUUCAGGCUCUGGAAAAUGAUAUUCGAACGAUGGAUGACAGUGAAAUAGACUUGAAGUUUUUGGAAAUUCUAGAAGAUAUGAAUAUCCCUAAAGAUAAACGUGAACCACUUCUAAAGAAAACUCUUACCGAAAAGCGCAAAAUGGUAUUUAUGCAUCUAAAAGGUAAAAAUUCUAACGAACACCGUUCUAGCUCUCGUUUUGAAAAACCAUUUGAUUACAUUGAAUACCUACGUAAUAAAGAACACAACGAAAAUAAAAUAUAUCAAUGUCUAGAGAGUUUGAGGGUAGCUCUCACAAGCAAUCCUAUUUCCUGGAUUAAGGAGUUUGGAGAAGAUGGCAUAAAUGAAAUAACGUUAUUAUUGAGACGCUGUUUAAAAGAACGUGGGUUUGACCGAAUUGAGUUGGAGUGCAUUCGUUGCCUGAAAGCUGUAAUGAAUAAUACAUGGGGUUUAAAUUUAGUAUUAACACCUGAGCUGCACACAGUAGUAUUAUUAUUAGCACAAUAUUUGAAUCCUCGGAAACCACAAGCAAUGUGUGAAGCUGUAAAAUUACUGGCAUCAUUUUGUCUUGUCCCUGAACGUAACGGAUAUGAUAAGGUUCUUCGCGCAAUAACUACUGCCGCCUCCAACAAAUAUAAAACAAGUGAACGGUUCAAACCUAUAGUUGAUGCAUUAUUUAUGGACGGAAAAUGUGACCCAAGAAGAGAUUUAGCUUGUCACAGUCUUAUUUUCAUUAAUACGUUAACAAACACUCCCAGUGAUUUAAACUUUCGUUUACAUUUGCGCUGUGAAAUAAUGCGAAUGGCACUUUAUGAGAGAUUUGAUUUGUUUAAGGACAUUGUUUCUAAAAGUAAUAAUGAUGCUUUGAAGCAACAUUUUAAGAUUUUUAAUGAAAUAAGAGAGGAUGAUUUCGAAGAAUUCACUCAAAGGUUUGAAAAUGUUAGUUUUAACAUGGACGAUAUGGCAGACUGUUUUGAAGUACUUAAAAAUCUUGUAACAGAUACCAGUUCUGAGCCAUACUUUUUAUCAAUACUGCAACAUUUACUUUACAUAAGGGAUGAUUUCUAUUUUCGACCAGCAUAUUAUCAAUUGAUUGAAGAAUGUAUACAACAAAUAGUAUUACACAAAGGCUAUUGCGACCCAAAUUUUGACAACCGUACAUUUAAUAUUGAUACAUCAUUAAUAUUAGAUGAUAUCGUUGAAAAGGUAAAGGCUAAAGAAAUAAGGCGUUUCGAGGAAUUUGAAAAAAAAAUAGAAGAAUUGGAAAUAGCCAAGCAAGAAGCUGAAGCGAAAGUGGCACAUUUAGAAGAACAGAUUAAAUUAAGAACGACUAAAGAGACACCAAAGUCAGAGUGUCCUGGACUGUUACAGUUAAAAACUACACAAGCAGAUUGUAAUAUAUCGAGAACUUCCACAAUGAUACCAACACAAACGCCUCCACCACCACCACCACCUCCUCCACCAUCGUUCAUAAAAGGUACACCACCUCCACCAAUGCCGAAUUGCCCGGCUCCACCACCUCCUACAAAUUUUGGACCUCCACCUCCACCUCCACCACCAUCUAAUUUCGGAUUAAUAUCUGUGCCUGGAGCUAAACAGGGCCAACAAUUCUCUUUUCUGGUUAAUGAACUUCCAAAUGGAUUGAAACCGAAGAAGAAAUGGGAAGUAGGAAAUCCAAUGAAACGCAUAAAUUGGAAAGUUGUAUCACCUCAAAUAAUGUCGGAUAAAUCUUUUUGGCUUAGUUGCGAAGAAGAUCGUUUAGCAUCGAAGGAAUUUCUUUCUGAACUCUCUGAGAGAUUUUCAUCAAAGCCAGUAAAGAAGUAUCAAAAUGAUGCGGUUGAUAAAGCAAACACCCUAGUAAAGAAGAAUAUAAGCUUACGGGUACUUGAUUCUAAAUCAGCCCAAAAUUUAGCCAUAUUGCUUGGGGGGCCAUUAAAACACUUAUCAAACGAGCAAAUUAAAAUUUGUCUUUUGCGCUGUGAUACCGAUAUAUUAUCUUCAAACAUAUUACAGAAUUUAAUUCAGUAUUUGCCAUCACCAGAUCAAUUAAAACAACUUCAAGAUAUAAAAGCAAAAGCAGAACCGCUGUCCCCAGUAGAACAGUUUGCUGCCACUAUUAGCGAAAUAAAAAGACUACAGCCGCGGCUUCACCACCUUAAUUUUAAAUUAACCUACUCCGAUGUCAUUCAAGAUAUUAAGCCUGAUAUUGUAGCUGGAACAGCAGCUUGUGAAGAAGUUCGUAACAGUAAAAAAUUUGCAAAAGUUUUAGAACUAAUUUUGUUAAUGGGAAACUAUUUGAACUCAGGAUCAAAAAGCGAAGCAGCCUAUGGAUUUGACAUGUCAUAUCUUGCAAAACUUUGUAAUACUAAAGAUAUUGAUAACCGACAUACUCUAUUGCAUUAUUUAGUAAAAGUAAUAGAAAAUGAGUUUACCGAUAUACUUGAUUUUUAUAACGAUUUACCACAUAUUGAUAAAGCUUCUCGAGUAAAUUUAGACUCGAUUCAGAGAGCUAUGCGUCAAAUGAUUUCGUCUCUAAAGUCGCUGGAGACAGAUUUAAAAAAUAAUAAAGUACCUCAAUGCGAUGAUGAUAAGUUUAAUGACAUAAUGGGUGAAUUCUCAUACGACUGCCGUCAACAUGUUGAUGUACUAGGGAAAAUGCAAGUUCAAAUGGAAAAAUUGUACAAGGAUUUGGGAGAAUACUUUUCAUUUGACUAUAACAAAUAUUCAAUGGAGGAGUUUUUUACCGAUAUCAAAAAAUUUAAAGAUGCCUUUAUACUAGCACAACAAGAGAAUAUACACCAAAGAGAAGAAGAGAAUAAGAAACGGAGGUUACAAGAUGCUCGAGAACGGUUGCUUCGCGAGCAAUUAGAACGGCAACAACUUAAAUUAGCACUUGUUGACAUGGAUUCUACGCAAACCCAGGAAGGAGUAAUGGACAGUUUAUUAGAAGCCUUACAAACUGGAACUGCUUUCGGAAAUCGUAAUCAAAGACAAAGGCGGCCCCGACCUUCAGGCGCUGAACGACGAGCCCAACUUAGUAGAAGCCGAUCAAGAACACGCGUCGGUACAAGUGCUUUUGUAGCUUGCGAAAGUUUUGCAAACGAUAACUUUCUACAGAAGAAACAUCACAUUUAGUAAUCCUUUUAACCUUUUUGCGAAAUUAAGUAUUGUUAAAUUAAUAAACUUAUGUUGGCGAAGAAAUUAGUUGAUAUAUUAUUUAUUAUUUAAUAAUAAUUAAUAAUUUAGAUUCAGCCCUAUAGCAAAUCAUCGCACACUUGUUAUGGAAAAUAUAUGAAAUUGCUAUGAAAAUUCCUAAAGUGGCAAAACGCGGAUUCAUAUUUUGUUCGUAAAUUUAUUUUAACUAUAAAAGAUUUCAGUUUUAUUUAUCAAAAUUUAAAUAUUUUCUCCUACCCAGAUUAUUUCGAAAUGUCAAAAUUCAAAAUAAGGUCUGGUAACAAAAUUUUCGAAUUCACGUGGAUUCAGAGAUAGAAAGUUAUGCGUAUUCAUAGCGGACAUUCAUAUUCGUUUUCUCUGAUGGAUUGCAUGAUAGGGCUGAUUGUAAUGGUAGGCAUAAUUUUCACAAUGCUUACUAUUACAAGGCAUUAAAUGCAUGAAAUUUUUGUAACAAUGGUAACGGUUGAAUAGUUCAUAAUGAAGAGAUUGAGUUUACAGUAAUGCAACAAUAUUCAACAAAAUUUUUUUCAAUAAAUUGCCAAUCUCCAGGAAAACA
This is a messenger RNA of Bactrocera latifrons, 4056 nucleotides long. It is a transcript of the gene dia, whose product is annotated as protein diaphanous. The record is from RefSeq and is a predicted model, not a curated record. Gene Ontology annotation, molecular function: microtubule binding; small GTPase binding; actin binding. Gene Ontology annotation, biological process: actin filament polymerization; actin cytoskeleton organization. Lineage: Eukaryota; Metazoa; Arthropoda; Insecta; Diptera; Tephritidae. Gene Ontology annotation, cellular component: actin filament; cytoplasm.